Solanum stenotomum is the source of this 741-nucleotide messenger RNA. RefSeq names its product heavy metal-associated isoprenylated plant protein 4-like. The coding region runs from base 1 to 741 and encodes 246 amino acids. The transcript has 5 exons. The record is from RefSeq and is a predicted model, not a curated record. NCBI's taxonomy places the organism in Eukaryota, Viridiplantae, Streptophyta, Magnoliopsida, Solanales, Solanaceae.
AUGGUCGAGAUUGACAACUACCAGGACAAUAGUGCCCAGUCUAGUGAUUAUGUUGAAUCUAGUAAUAAUAAAAGUGACAAUGAAGAUGAGGAUAGUAUAGAUACCCAAACCGGUGAUGAGGAUGAAGAGCCCCUGUCUUUGCCAAUUUGUGUAAGAGAUAUUUCUGGGCUGAAUUGUUCACCAUACCCCUGUGAUGCGAAAUUGAAAAAAGUUCUUGAAAAUGGAGAGAAUUUUUACUACAAGGUGACAAAGAAUAACAAAAUUACUGCUACAAAGUUGAUGCGUCUGAUCAAGAUGACACACCGUAAAAAUGAUAAUAUUAUUGAAGGUGAUCCAUUUAAGCACAAAGGAAAGAGUACAAAGGUUGUGCACCCAUAUCUCACGUGUACUGUCCGUGAGAUAAAAAAGAAUUACUUGGCAACAUUAAAGUCAUAUGUGGACGAAGUGAAGGAUAUAGUCCUUGAUGCCUUAAAGGCAAAUUUGAAAGUCACUGAUCUUGCAAUAAAUGAUGACAACUUUUCAGCACCAACAGUUGUUGAUGAGAUCCUUCCAUUAGCUAUAGUCGAUGAUGAUCUUGAUGCAGUUGAUGAAUACUUUGCUGAAGAAGUUGAUGAAGUUGUAGAAGAGAAGAAGGAAGAGGAGAUGAAAGAAGAAGAGAAAGAACAAGAUAAGGAGAAGAUGACAGAAAAUGAAAAGGAGAAGCUGGAAGAGAACGAUGAAAAAAAGAAGAGGAGAAGCUAG